This is a messenger RNA of Scleropages formosus (Asian bonytongue), 3346 nucleotides long. RefSeq names its product gamma-glutamyltransferase 6 (gene ggt6). NCBI's taxonomy places the organism in Eukaryota, Metazoa, Chordata, Actinopteri, Osteoglossiformes, Osteoglossidae. The record is from RefSeq and is a predicted model, not a curated record. The transcript is spliced from 4 exons. Gene Ontology annotation, cellular component: extracellular exosome. The coding region runs from base 157 to 1953 and encodes 598 amino acids.
GAAGUGACUGCGCUCCCUCGUGUAAAACCGCAGUGUUAUGUUCUGCUUUGUUUCGUUUCGCUUCCGUAAGUGACUCGAUAUUUAGUGGCUGCAGGCAGGGUUAUUACUUGUGGUUUUACUUCUUUAAAAAAAAAAAAAAAAAAAAAAAAAAAAAAAAUGAUACCGAGUGGCUCAGUUCGAUACGAAAAGCUGCCAAAUACGGAGGAAACCGGCGACGAAGACGCCGGCGGAAGCGGAGAAGAAGAGGAGGAUCAAGUUACCGUCUUUUUGUACUCGCCCUCUGGCUCGUUCCACAAGCGCAACCCGAGGAGGGAACUGUGGCUUCGCGUCGCCGUGGCGGCAGUGCUUCUAGCUGUAUCCCUGGGCUUUGUCGUCUGUGAGUGGUACGGGUGCCUGUCGGCGGACGCGAGCCUGGAGGGGGGUCUCCAGAACCAUCACCAUGAUGGACAUGCACUUGAUAGUCAGAGCCACAAAGAAACAGAGGACCGCGAUCACCAGGGCAAAUCAGGGCAUCGCUCACACGAGCACCCCAGCUCACAGUAUCAUCACGGAGUUGUCAUCACAGACUCGACUGUCUGCUCUGAGGCGGGCAGGGAAGUUCUUGAAGAUGGAGGAAAUGUAGUCGAUGCCGGGAUGGCUGCUUUGCUCUGUUUAGGAGUUGUGCAUCCACAUGCUGCUGGUGUAGGUGGAGUCUUUUCAGGAAUCCUUUACAACCGUACAACUGGAAUUUCAAGAGGAAUACGCACGACUUGUACGGGAUCCCCCUUAAUUACGUACGGUGUUCCAGCUACUCUGCAAGGAAUUAGACGGUUACAUUCGCUAUAUGGCAGAUCGAACUGGGAGAAGCUGUUUGUGAAAGCCAUCAAACUGGCCAAGGAAGGAUUCCAUAUAGACGAUACUCUUGCACUGGCAUUAAAAUCCAAUGAAUUAAGAAUAUGCCAGUCAGCGCUGCGUGACCUUUUUUGUGACAGAAAUGGGAGCGUUAAGGCCCCCGGCUCUAUCGUCACCAAUCGGAAGUUAUCUGAGCUUUUGCAGAGCGCCGGUGCAAAUGACUCUCUUUUGCCAGAAAGUCUCGGCAUGAAAUUGGCCGUAGACCUACCCUCGGCUGCACAGCAAGCUUUUGUCAAGAACAUUCAGCGGUGUGGUGUAGAAAUCAGGGAGCCCUUUACAAUCGAAGAAGAAGGCUAUUCUGUUUUCACUGCUUCUUCGGAGCUUUUUAGUUCUAUUAUUUCAGAGACAGUGAAGAGGCACAGUGCACAGAAUGCAUCAUUUUGGGGCGAUGCAAGUGACUACACCAAUGUCUCCAUCUACGUCAGUCUCUUCAACACAGCCAAGCUUGUAUAUAACAACUUCUUGGGCAACCAAAGCCUGGGAGGUCUGCCGGUAUCAAAUAUGGUGAGUAGUCAUAUUGGGGUGCUGGACAACAGCGGCAAUAUUUUAAUAGUAUCUACCUCACUCAACAGUUCAUUCGGAGCAGCUCAGGUCUUGCCUUCCACCGGAGUUCUUCUGAGUGACUUUGUUUUGGAUCCUGCUGCUGAUCUGGCUCAGUGGAGUUGUGCUUCAAUAGUGAAACUCAGGCAAACUGAUAAAGAGGAUGACGAUGACAGUGAAGAUGCGCUCGGUGUUGGGGUGACCGGUGGUUUUUCCGCUCCUUUUAUUGCUGCUCAAAUUAUCAUCAACAGGCUCAUUUUAGGAAAGUCCAUUUCAGAGGCAGUGAUUAGUCCCCUUCUUCACGUGGAAAUGGUGAGCCCAGAGUCAUUGUCAGCUUGCAUUUCUGUGGUGUCAAACACGUCUGACACUUACAAGCUUCUGAUGGAGGGAGAAGGCCAGAUGCACACGCAGGCUGCGGAUGAGUGUGCGGACAAAACUGUGGCUUUCAUCAUGCAGAAACACGCAGGCCACGUGGGAGCCUACGGGGUGCCUGCAGCCAAAGCUUGCACUGAUGGGUUCUGAGGAUGGACUCCAGAGGAGGAAACACAAAUGUGGCAGGUGCUGCAGCUGUGCUCCAAUGAAAGGGGUCCUGAGAAGAGAGUGGGCGACUUCCCCUACACCUGCUUCCCAGUACACUGGAUUGGAUUGUCCCUGUCAUUGUACCACCCAGCCCAUGCUCAUGGGACAAGACACAAGCACUAAGCACAGUGGAGAUGGUCAGUGGUGGCUGCUGCUAUAGUUUGUCAUGUGUUUGUUGUUCUUCUGCUUCACUGUUGGAAUUUUUAGCUUGAUUUGGCCAUUAUAUUUAAUGUUCGUACACAUUUUACAUUUAUUUUAUGAUUUUAUGUGUGUUAUUUUUCUUUUUUCUUCUUGCUCGUCUGCAAAGUUCUCCAUCAGUUUUUGAGAAACCUUUACAUUCUGUGGCUUCUAUCAGUUUCACCUAACAGCAGUUGGCAGCUAUGUGUUUUGUAGAGACUAAAUAAUUCUCAAUUUCUUAUGCCUUAUUAAAGUACAGUUUGGAUAAUGUGGUACAGUACAGUGUUCCGAAACUGCACCCUCUACUGGUGCGCUCACUGGUUGGCCAUUGCUGGAAGUAAGGAUGAAUUUUCUGUGGAACACAUUGUAUGCAAUCCAUGUGCCAUGGAUUCCUUUUAUUUCUAUUGCCUUGGACCAGAACUGCUUUCAGUAAUGUGCAUUGUGAUGUUCUCCAAUGUUCUUACUCUUGAAUGCAGACUUUCAAGCCAAAGGGUAAAACCUAACUCUUUCUCAUUACCCCUUUGUUUGCAUUUACUUCAUACCUAGUAUAAUUCAAAUGAAAAAUAAAUUAAAACAUUUUAACAUAAGAACAAAGACAAAAAUGUUACUGAAAAUUGUGAACAAAGUUGAAGAUAGCUUUACUGGGAGGCUUAAUGUUUACAAAAUAAUGCAUUUACAAAGUCAGAUGCAGUGCCUCGUUUGCACUGGCAUACCUGCUUUUCCAGUGCUAGGUGUAAAUGGGAGCUUUAUAUUGUUUUGCUUUGAUCACGAGUCCCAUGGCAAACAAAAAAGCUUAUCAGGUCUAAGUGUCCAGUGUCUUUAAGUUGUCCAGGCUUGUUCAACACAUUGAAGUUCAGGCCCUGCUGCUGGGACUGGGAGUUUGUCAUAAUGUGUUGCCAUGUAGAAAACUUGUUCCAUAUUUCUAAAAAGGGAGCAAUGCUCUAGGUUUGUCCAGUCUGUGUUGUCAUUUCGUAAGCUGUAUGUCUGAUAUUUACCUUAAUGAUAUACCAAUUUAAAUGAUAAUUAUGUGUGACUUUAUUUGCUGUGUCACUUUAAAGGAAAUCAUGGUUUCAUAGUAUUUCAUAAGAAAGACAUAAAUGAGUGGCACGGUGGCACAGCGAGUAGCGCUGCUGUCUCACAGUGCCUGAGUGGUGUGAGA